AUUCCGAUGACAAAUUGCACUCCACCAGCAGAGACGCUCUACAACUGAGAAGAUUAUCAUAGACAAGAACUACAAAAAUGGUGGAUGGGAAUGGUCGGCAGUCGCAGUAUGGCUCAUCGAGCUUCAACUACAAGCAGAGCGCCGCAUCAUACGGAAUUAUGAAACAGAGACUGCGCACGACUUUCGUCAUCCAUUUAGACCAUUAUCAAACCAUUUUUUAUAUUUGCUGCCUGCCUAGCAAAUGUAUUAUAAAUUUGUUUCACGACAUCGAUCAUUGAUUCAUCACUGCUUUACGCGCUGGAUGCUCGACUCCGCAAUAUCAUGGUGCUAGGUUACAUGAAACAAUAUUGAGAGCACUAUUGUUCGCCUUCAUUGGUAUUUUUAUCUCUAUAAUCUGCAACUGUUUCCAUGAUACAACAGGGGAUACCUCCAUUCCAUCACAUCACGACGUUGCUCUCCCUCUCUAACAGCCGUACGGGCUACAACUAUGGUAGCAAUCUUCCAGCAAGGGGCUCGAAAACCUCCUCAGGGCAAUGGCCACAACACGAAUGUAUCGAUGAAGACAGAAGUGUUGCGGCAAGGGAUUGGGUACAUCGACUAGAAGUUGGGAUUCAUGAUCUUCUUUUGUCAACCCUAGUAAAUGACUCUUGUCCGACGCAUUUUCGUACCUUGUUCUUCUCUUGCUUUAGCUUCUGAUUUAAAUCAUCCGAAUAAUGGAAAGAAAGUAAAUACAGUAAAAAUGAUUUUCUCCCCCAUCAGAGCUACCAGCAAGAAGAAGCUCGCGUUUGGAAGAUUUUGAAGAGGAAGAUGGUUAAUCCGUUCCGAG
This is a messenger RNA of Amoebophrya sp. A25, 826 nucleotides long. Lineage: Eukaryota; Dinophyceae; Syndiniales; Amoebophryaceae. The record is from the annotation of a GenBank genome assembly.